Messenger RNA from Trypanosoma theileri, 882 nucleotides. RefSeq lists its product as uncharacterized. NCBI's taxonomy places the organism in Eukaryota, Euglenozoa, Kinetoplastea, Trypanosomatida, Trypanosomatidae. The record is from RefSeq and is a predicted model, not a curated record. Bases 1 to 882 code for a protein of 293 amino acids. The transcript has a single exon.
AUGCGCUACGUGCUGUGUAUCCUCGCUCUCCUGCUCUCAUGUGCGUGUGUGCACGUCCUCGCUGAAGAAGUGCCUGCCGCCGAUCUUUCCGACCAAGUCCCUGAUACGGAGAGUGAGACUAAGAUUAUUCUUCCUUGUCCUGCCACUGGUGCUGGUGCUCCUACCAAUUGUACUCCUCCUUCUGUGGGACCUGGUGCUGGUGCUGCUACUACAGUGACUCAUGAUGUUGGGGGACCUGGUGGUGUUAAAGGACCUAAGGCUGCAAAAGUUGAAGAACCGGGAAGCAUUUCUGGGGAACCUAGGCCAUCGUCAGAAGAUCCACAUGCAGUAACGUCACAGCGUGAAGACGUUAGAGAAGGUCUAAAUGGUCCUCAAGGUGAACCUGGUAUACCCACCGAGGAAGGUUCAGUUGAAAAUAGAGGACAGAGUACAUCUUCUUCCUCUUCUGGUACUUCUGCUGCACCCAAUAUUGUUGUUGUUCCUGCUCCUGCACCUAGGGCAGAUGCCACUGAGGCUGAUGCUGCACGUGAAGGGCAAAGUGAAGGUCAACCAGGAGACAACGGCGGCAGUGCAGAAGGUGGUUCCAACAACACUAACCCACAAACUCAGUCGGAAGGUGCAAAUGAAGGUGGUGACAGUAAUCCCAGUAAUCAGACUAGUGCAGCUGCAGGUACGACUGGAACAGAAGGUUCACAGGGGAAUGGCAAUGCUGAAGAAUCAACCACCACCACUACCACUACCACUACCACAACAACACUUCCUCCUGAGACCGUAAACAACAAUAAGGGUAAUGCAGACAGCAGCAGCAGUAUCAGCAGUUCUGUGUGGGUGCGUGUACCACUACUGAUUGUGGUUACACUGGCCUGUAUUCUUGUGUGCUGA